Molecule: messenger RNA, 843 nt
Organism: Cutaneotrichosporon oleaginosum
Lineage: Eukaryota; Fungi; Basidiomycota; Tremellomycetes; Trichosporonales; Trichosporonaceae
Source: RefSeq, a predicted model, not a curated record
AUGAAGCUCGACAUUGACCACAUCCAGCAUCUUGCUGCGCGUGCGGACGUGACGCCCAAUACUUUCCAGACAUACACAAUUGUCGCGGCCUGCCUCUUCAUCCCUAUCACGGCCGCAAUCUGGCACACGCCACAUGUGCGGGACGCCUUCGUGGGCCCCAAAGUGUUUGUAAUCUUCACGCACGAGAUGUUCCACGUCCUCGCCGGCGUUCUCUGCGGCGGGCGGCUACAUGCGUUCGUGAUCGAUCCAAACCUCGGCGGAUACACUGGCGUCUCGGGGCUCAAACGCACCGUGCCGCGCACACCAGACCCGUAUAGCUUGCCGACGCCGGAGCAGCUGUUUUGGAGUCCCAGUGUGGUUGUUACGCUCCUGGCGGGACCGCUUGGCAGUGCCAUCAUAGGGUUCCUUUACAUCUUUGCGGGCUUCGACAUCGUUGCCUCUAAGAUCGCAAGCUUUACUAUCGCACUCGGUCUACUCGUGGCGGGCGCGUACGCCAUGCAUUGGAUCACCUACAUGAGUGUAUUCUGCUCCGAAGCCAUCCUCAUCGGCCUGUGGUUCGGCGCGCAUGGCAGUGCCUUGCGCUUCCUAGUCCUCUUCUUUGGGGCAAUGCACCUAUUCUACACACUCUGGGACUACCUCGAGGACGCGGUGUUCGGCAAAACUCACCCCUCCGACUGCCAGGAGCUGCAGCGCAACCUCGGCCUCUCCGCAGAAGCAUGGCUUGCGUUUAUCUUUCUAUUCGAGGCGCUCGUGUUCAUGGCUGCCACCCUGGCGGGUAUCUGCGUGUUCAAGAAAACACCGGAGGAGAUGUAUGCCAACGCCGCGGGUUUCCUUCCGACAUGA